Molecule: messenger RNA, 285 nt
Organism: Parnassius apollo (apollo)
Lineage: Eukaryota; Metazoa; Arthropoda; Insecta; Lepidoptera; Papilionidae
Source: the annotation of a GenBank genome assembly
AUGGCAAAGUGCGGAGCUUGCGGCAAAUUUCUCUCGUCGACAGGUGGCGUUAGUUGUACAGUUUGUCCAAAUAUAUUUCAUAGGGCAUGUCUAAUGGUGUCUGAUGGAACAACGAUAAGUAAAGAUUGGGUGUGCCCGGAAUGCAAAAAAAGUCAAGAAAGGGUGAUAACAGCUGUAGAAAAGCUCCCUGUAAGAGGUAUCUCCGAACACCCCUCAAGAACUUCAAGUGAUCAGGAGCCCGCCAUGCAGCGAUGGAACUCAGAAGACUGCUUUGAACGAUGUUGA